Molecule: messenger RNA, 3869 nt
Organism: Myotis myotis
Lineage: Eukaryota; Metazoa; Chordata; Mammalia; Chiroptera; Vespertilionidae
Gene: USH1C
Product: USH1 protein network component harmonin
Exons: 27
Coding region: 73-2730 (885 amino acids)
Biological process (GO): sensory perception of sound; inner ear receptor cell stereocilium organization; retinal cone cell development
Cellular component (GO): stereocilia ankle link complex; plasma membrane; photoreceptor inner segment
Molecular function (GO): protein binding
Source: RefSeq, a predicted model, not a curated record
GGUCACUGUCUGCGGCAGCCUGGCACCCGGAGGAGCGAAUUGUGCAGAGACAAGGCGCGAUCUGCCCCAGCCAUGGACCGGAAGGUGGCCCGAGAAUUCCGGCACAAGGUGGAUUUUCUGAUUGAAAAUGACGCCGAGAAGGACUAUCUCUAUGACGUGCUGCGGAUGUAUCACCAGACCAUGGAUGUGGCUGUGCUUGUGGGAGACCUGAAGCUGGUCAUCAAUGAGCCCAGCCGCCUGCCGCUGUUUGACGCCAUCAGACCCCUGAUCCCGCUGAAGCACCAGGUGGAGUACGACCAGCUGACCCCCCGGCGCUCCAGGAAGCUGAAAGAGGUGCGUCUGGACCGUCUGCACCCCGAAGGCCUGGGCCUCAGCGUGCGUGGCGGCCUCGAGUUCGGCUGUGGGCUCUUCAUCUCCCACCUCAUCAAAGGUGGCCAGGCAGACAGCGUCGGGCUGCAGGUAGGGGACGAGAUCGUCCGGAUCAAUGGGUACUCCAUCUCCUCCUGCACCCAUGAGGAGGUCAUCAACCUCAUCCGCACCAAGAAGACUGUGUCCAUCAAAGUGAGACACAUCGGCCUGAUCCCCGUGAAGAGCUCUCCUGACGAGCCCCUCAAAUGGCAGUAUGUGGAUCAGUUUGUGUCAGGAUCUGAGGGCGGGCGGAACAUUCUGGGCUCCCUAGGGAAUCGAGAAAACAGGGAGAAGAAGGUCUUCAUCAGCCUGGUGGGCUCCCGGGGCCUUGGCUGCAGCAUUUCCAGCGGCCCCACCCAGAAACCAGGCAUCUUCAUCAGUAACGUGAAGCCUGGCUCCCUGUCUGCCGAGGUGGGGUUGGAGGCAGGGGACCAGAUUGUCGAAGUCAACGGCAUCGACUUCUCCAACCUGGACCACAAGGAGGCCGUGAACGUGCUGAAGAGUAGCCGCAGCCUGACCAUCUCCAUCGUAGCUGGAGCUGGCCGGGAGCUGUUCAUGACGGAUCGGGAGCGGCUGGAAGAGGUGAGGCAGCGCGAGCUGCAGCGGCAGGAGCUCCUCAUGCAGAAGCGGCUGGCAAUGGAGUCCAACAAGAUCCUGCAAGAGCAGCGGGAGAUGGAGCAGCAAAGGAAAAAGGAAAUUGCCCAGAAGGCAGCAGAGGAAAACGAGAGAUACCGGAAGGAGAUGGAACAGAUCGUGGAGGAGGAAGAGAAGUUCCAGAAGCAGUGGGAAGAAGACUGGGGCUCCAGGGAACAGCUGCUCUCGUCUAAGACCAUCAGCGCCGAGAUGCACCCCGUGCCCCUUCGCAAGCCAAAGUCCUUUGGGUGGUUUUAUCGUUACGAUGGCAAGUUCCCAUCCAUCCGGAAGAAAGGAAAGGAUAAGAAAGCCAAGUAUGACAGCCUGCAGGAGUUGAGAAAGAAUAAGAAGGAACUGGAGUUUGAGCAAAAGCUUUACAAAGAAAAAGAGGAAAUGCUGGAAAAGGAAAAGCAACUGAAGAUCAACCGGCUGGCCCAGGAGGUGUCCGAGACGGAGCGGGAAGACCUGGAGGAAUCGGAGAAGAUUCAGUAUUGGGUGGAAAGGCUCUGUCAGACUCGCCUUGAGCAGAUUUCCUCUGCUGAUAAUGAGAUUUCGGAGAUGACCACGGGGCCCCCGCCUUCCAUGUCUCCCCUGGCCCCACCCCUGAGACGCUUCGCUGGCGGGCUGCACCUCCACACCACUGACCUGGAUGACAUCUCUUUGGACAUGUUCUACUACCCCCCCAAGAUUCCCUCUGCCUUACCUGUGAUGCCCCAUCCUCCACCCUCCAACCCACCCUCCAAGGUCCCCGCAACCCCUGUCCUUCCGUCAUCAGGCCGUGUGAGUGCCUCAUCCUCACCCUGGGUGCAGCACACCCCACCCCCGAUCCCCAUCCCUCCCCCACCAUCUAUUCCCACCCAAGACCUCGCUCCUACCCGCCCACUGCCCUCUGCCCUGGAAGAGGCACUGGGCAACCACACGUUCCGCGCUGGGGACACAGGCAAUCCUACAGAGGACUGGGAGGCAAAGAACCACAGCGGGAAGCCCGCCAAUUCCCCUAUCCCUGAACGGAGCUUCCCACCCACCCCAAAGACAUUCUGCCCAAGUCCACAGCCUCCACGAGGCCCUGGCGUGUCCACCAUCUCCAAGCCUGUCAUGGUCCACCAGGAGUCCAACUUCAUCUAUAGGCCAGCGGUGAAAUCCGAGGUCCUGCCACAGGAGAUGUUGAAGAGGAUGGUGGUUUAUCAGACAGCGUUCAGACAAGAUUUCCGGAAAUAUGAAGAAGGCUUUGACCCCUACUCCAUGUUCACCCCAGAGCAGAUCAUAGGGAAGGAUAUCCGGCUCCUGCGCAUUAAGAAGGAGGGAUCCUUAGACCUGGCCUUGGAAGGUGGUGUGGACUCCCCGAUCGGCAAGGUGGUCGUCUCGGCUGUUUACGAGGGGGGAGCUGCUGAGCGGCAUGGCGGUCUUGUGAAAGGAGACGAGGUCAUGGCAAUCAAUGGCAAAAUCGUGACGGACUACACCCUGGCUGAGGCUGAGGCUGCCCUGCAGAAGGCCUGGAAUCAGGGGGGGGACUGGAUCGACCUUGUUGUUGCUGUCUGUCCCCCGAAGGAGUAUGAUGACGAGCUCUCUUCUCUUCCCUCCUCUGCAGCCGAAAGCCCCCAGCCGGUCCGAAAGCUCCUUGAAGACCGUGCUCCCGUGGUUAGACACGGGUUCUUCCUGCAGCUGGAGCCUGGCAGCCCCCCACGGUGAAUAGGCAGGCGGGCUGCAGGGCCCCGUCUGUCCAUGCUGCGUGUCGUGGCCGUCUGCUGCCCAUGCCGUCGGCAGGUUCUUUGGACUGGUGUCUGGAGGGGCCCACGAGGCGCCAUUCCUGAAGUGCCACUCAGGCCUGCUCUUGGCCACACUGGGUUUCUGUUGGACUCAAAGGCUCUCUCAUUCAGGGGAGCUGAGCAGAGCCUGCUUUGUAGCAGGCUGGGUCCUGGGCAUCCUGACUCACCACAGCCCUUGGGACCUGCCACAGGUCCCACACAGCACCCCAGUGAGCAGGAUGGAGCGGUGAGCACCAUCCUCUGCUGGGCACAGACAGUGCUUCAACCCGGGCACCACGGGCUUGGAGACCCCAAAGCAAGUGCAGCCUGGAGUUCCCCUUCCUUGGGGUGCCACCUUCUGGGAGCCCUGCUCCACUUCGCCCCAUGCUUGGGCAGGGCCAGGGCGAUUAAGAAGCAAUGAAGGCUGGUCCAAAGAACCAGGGUUGGCCUAUUGGGGUUGUUCAUGUUGUGACUGUAGUGGCCUGAGCCUGGCUCAGACCAAACUGUUCUCUGUGCCUUCUCUCUCCCGUGGCUCUGGAUUCUUAUCUGAGGGACACUGCGGAGCCCACCUGUGGGAUGUGUUUUCCACCCUGUGACAGGGCUGUGCCCAUGGGCAGAGCUGGCAGGUGGCUGUGAAACUGGUGUUUGGUGUGGUCUAAAGCCCACAGCUAGCAGCAUUUAGGGCAGACGCAAGCCUGGACUUAUGUCUUUUCUGUCACAAGUUCCUCAAAACAUAAGGGCCUCAUGCUCCCAAGACCACUGGCCGGCUCUGCUGUGGUUUCGGGGAUGGCCUCAGUGGCCCUAUGUUUUCUGUCGCGUGUCCUCUGCUCUUUGUGAGGGACCCCAGCCCCUCUGCCUUCCGGCCCCCUCCUACCUCAUCCCAGGUGUCCCUUCUGCUUCCUCCCUGGCCUCCUGUGUGCUGUGGCUAUGACUGGUGUGUAGCUGCUGGGGGCCUGCACCAAGAGGGGCUGCCAGAGGUUGGCAGGGCCGUGCACCCCUGGGGAGUUCUGCCUGUUGUCAGGCCCUUCCCUGGGCUGAGUGUGCACCCACAAGGCCUGCACCCUCCUGGUCUGUUUCAUCUUC